AUUGUUGGAUAGCGUUCAACGCCUGGCUUGAAUGGUGCAUUGCGAGGGAUGUCGGUGCGAAGACGACAGCUACCCCAUAGUAGACAACAAGACCUGCGCGGAGACUAAGCCCUAGUUCCGGUCUCCCUGUAUUAUGCUUUAGUUUCAGUUGCUACACAAUUUAGCGAUUUCGGGAGCCUUCCUGCUGCUUGGCGGGUCCUUGUUGAGGAGCUAGUAUAUAAUGGAUUUCUUUCGCAGACGGAGGCGCCUUGUCCUGGGAGUCGCGGCUGGGGCCACAGGGGCUGCAGCAGCAUAUUACUGGUGGUAUACCUACACAAAGACCAAGCUACUGCAGCUGCAGCAGCAACGAAGCGUGGAGCGGGAGCUCAGCGCGCUGCUGCAGGGAAACGAUCGCGUUUCAGAUUCGCGAGACGCCGAUGGGGAGGACGACACGGAUGAGGGGGCUGACGACUGCGGCUCGCCGGACCUUGACGAGUCGCUUGACAGCCACUUCAAAUUCAUUCAAAAUGUCUCCGCGCCGCAGGAGCUCACAAGUCUGUUACCGCGGAUGCAAGCAACGCUGUUCAGGUUGACGGACGUGUCACUCGUGAAGCAGCAGCAACAGCAGCUGCUGGCGGCGGGUGUUGCGCCGGGGGGGCCGCAGCAGCAGCUCCGGCUGCUGGCGCGGCUGUGCUUCGGACGCACGGUGGCGGCGGCGUUUGCGCUGCCGCUCAUGGAUCUCUGCGUGCGUGCCAAGCUCAACAUCAUUGGCCGUCAUCUGUUCCUGCAGGAGAAGUUCUGCAAGCUCCGGCCGCCAACCGCCGCAACGACCCGCAUGCGGAUGCCCCCGCGCCUGACCGCUGCCGCCGUGGAGUCCUUCCUCGCAUGCGAGCAGCUGGCGGAGAGGGGCUGCUACUGGCUGGUGGAGCAGGCCAUGUUUGCGGCGGAUCGGGUGCUCGAAGGCGUCCCACUGGAUGCCAGCGUCACUCCCGAGGGCCUAGCAGCUCUGGUGCAGGACGUGGCUCUAGCGCUAGGCAGCGCGGUUGCCGCCGCCGCCGCCACCUCCGCCACCGGGAGCGCCUGGGUGGACGCGGUGGUGGGGCCGCAUAGCGGAGCCGUAGCGGCGGCGGUGGGCGUGGAGGCGGGGGUGGCGGCGGGCAGCGCAGAGGCCUACCGGCGGGCCCUUGCCAACGCGGCAAUGGUGGAGGAGCUGGAAUCGGAGCUGCGGAGGGUGCUGUGCAACUACCGGUUCAGUGAGGCGCUGCAUGCGGCCGUGGGGCAGUGCCUGGCCACCUGCGCGGCACACAUCCACGCCACCUUCAUAUCCCAGGCCGCCGCGGCCGUCCAGCAGCAACAACAACAACUGGAGAAGCAGCAGCAACAAGGGGAGCAGGAGCAGCCGCAACCGCAACCACAGCAGCAACCCGAGCAAGCACCGCAAGAGCAAGGGCAGGAACAGGAGCAGACGGGACAGGAUGCGGGUCAGGAGCCUGCGCAGCUGGAGGCCCCCCAGCCACCGCAAUCUUCAAUCGAAGCAACCUGCCCUUGCGAGCAGACCGGCCAACCCACCCUGCCCGCCUCCGGCUCCUCCUCCUCAUCCUCUGAAGCACCCUCCUCACCCUGGCAGCCGUCCUCUUCCGCACAACCCACAUCGGAAUCCGCCACAGAAGCUGAGGCCGUUGCAGCGCCGCCACCCCAAGAAGUCGAUGACCCGGCAACCACCGUCGGGCAACACGAGAGCCCGGCUAAGGGUGACAGCGGGCAUGGCGGCGAGGAGGAGACGUCCUCAGCCUAUGCCACCGCCACCGAGGGCGGCGCACGGACGGCUUGCUCCUCCUCCAUAGCCCUAGCCGCCACGGAAUCAUCCGCAGCGACUACGCCGUCGCAGUCUCCACCGCCGGCGGCGCCGCCCCGGUCGCCGGGGGCAACCGGCGGCGGCGCCAUGGCGUCACUGACAGCUGCCGCUGUAGCCGCCAUGCAGCCCCGCCCGCUGGCUCGCUGCUUGAGGGCUGUGCAGGGCGCAUGCGAGCCGCUGUUCGUGGACGCCACUGAGGUUUCGGAGCGCAUCGCUUGCCUGCCUGAGGUCAUGUCGUUAUGUGCUGUAGCGUUUGCAUCCCCCCUAGAGCUUUGAGGUUGGUGGGGAGGGGUUUCGCUCGCUUGUGUUGCUGCGUUGCUGGCGGGUGACGGCAUGUUGGGUUGUGGUGGCAGCCGUAGGGAGUUGGCUGCAUGGGGGAGGUCGGGGCUUGUGAGCAAUGCAACGAGUAUGGUUGCUGCUGCGUUAACUGUUGAGCUGUUGGGAACAAUCAAUCCCAAGUGCUGAAGAGAAGAACGGUUUAACAGCUUCAUCUGUAGGUCGCGCGUUGUGCCUUGCCUUGUGCGUUGGCGAUCGGGAGUUUGGACGACGAUCGAUUUUGUAGAAGCGGCAAAGCAACGGCCUGUGGAGAUUGGGUGCGUGGUCGGAGAAGAUGAGACAGACUAGUUCGAAGAGGAGACGAUGUAGUAUAUGAGGAUGUAGCGGAUUUAUGACUUGGAACUUGGAACUUGACGGCGCAUCGUUUCGCAGGUAUCGUAUGGCCGUUUCAGCGCACCGGGUGUCGGUUAGCUAGGUUGGGC
Astrephomene gubernaculifera is the source of this 2592-nucleotide messenger RNA. NCBI's taxonomy places the organism in Eukaryota, Viridiplantae, Chlorophyta, Chlorophyceae, Chlamydomonadales, Astrephomenaceae. The record is from the annotation of a GenBank genome assembly.